AUGUCUGAUAAUCAAGAGUUCAGCGAAACCUUCAAGAAGAGCCUGGAAGUGCGCGGAGAGAUUCUCGGCGAGCGAUACGUCACCAACGCCGUCGAGUCGCUGCAGAACGAAUAUUUCUGUCCAGCCCAAGUGUUGGUCACCGAGUGUGCCUGGGGCACAGUCUGGACGCGUCCUGGGCUGGACAGAAAUCAGAGAAGCUUGCUUAGUGGGUAUACCGGAAUAAUCAUCAAGGUCCGGAGUAAUGGAUCUGAUGUGGUUAUCAAUUCCAACAGCCCUAUCGGCCUCCAUACUCGCGAUAGGUGCCCCGCUUGA
Ilyonectria robusta is the source of this 312-nucleotide messenger RNA. RefSeq lists its product as uncharacterized. The transcript has a single exon. The record is from RefSeq and is a predicted model, not a curated record. Lineage: Eukaryota; Fungi; Ascomycota; Sordariomycetes; Hypocreales; Nectriaceae. Bases 1 to 312 code for a protein of 103 amino acids.